UGUGGGAUGUGAGGCCCAAUAAGAAGUCGAUGAAAACAAUACAUUAUCCUAUUUGGUUCGGCUUUGUGGUGUGCGUGCUUCUUCUUCCAAUGCACUUCUGAAUUGCACUGACCCGAGCUCCCAUGCCUUUGUUAGAGAUAACAAAUGCGCAACUAUCCUUCCGGUAUUCACUGACAAUCCCAAUGCCACACCAUCAUGCUAAAGGAGGAGGGUCUUGGAUUUCCUUCCGCAGCCUUAGAAUUAGAAACUUGAAUGUCAUUAAGGCUGUUGCCACCUUGGAUGCUAAACCUCGCUUGGAUUUGGAUGCACCUCACCCGCCUGGCUUUUUGCUCGAAUUCUCCGACCCACCUGAUGAUAGGGAGAAGUUGAGAAGAUUGAGAAUUUCCAAAGCUAAUAAAGGAAACACCCCCUGGAACAAAGGACGAAAGCACACUCCUGAGACUUUGCAGAAAAUCAAAGAAAGAACAAGGCUCGCAAUGCAGAAUCCUAAGGUCAAAAUGAAGCUCAUUAAUCUUGGGCAUGCACAAACUACAGAAACAAGAAAGAAGAUUGGUGUUGGAGUGAGAAGGCGAUGGGAAAAGAGGCGUGGAAAGAAAAUGGUGCAGGAAUCUUGCUGCACUGAGUGGCAGAAUUUAAUUGCAGAAGCUUCUAGGCAAGGCUAUGUUGGUCAGGAAGAGCUGCAGUGGAAUUCUUAUGAAACUGUGAAUGAACAGCUGAAGCAGGACUGGUUGAUGAGUGUUGAACAGAGGAAACAAAUGGCAAGGACACCAUCUAGCAAAAGAGCACCCAAGUCCCCUGAACAGAGAAGGAAAAUUGCAGAAGCCAUUGCUGCCAAAUGGGCUGAUCCUGAAUACCGCGAAAGAGUUUGUUCUGCAUUGGCCAAGUAUCAUGGCAGUGAAGUUAGAGCUGAAAGGAAACCUAGAAGAAGGCCAAGUGAUGGUACCCAACCUACCAAGAAGAAACCUGCAAAAAAAAGAGAUAUUGAUACUAGCGCUCAUGUUAAGAAUGACUCCAAGACCCGUAAGCCUAUCCUGUUGAAAAAAAGCAAAUCCCCAGCCUAUAAGGAUCCUUUGGUGAAUUCUAAGCUUGAAAUGAUUAAGAAUAUUAGAGCACAGAGAGUUGCCGCAGAAACCACACAAACUCAGGCCAUUGAACAAGCAAGAGUAUUGAUUGCUGAAGCUGAGAAGGCUGCCAAGGCACUCGAGGUUGCUGCGACAAAGAGUCCUAUUGCACAGUCUUCUUUGAUAGAAACCAGAAAGCUAAUAGCUGAAGCUAUUCAAUCACUUGAAUCCAUUGAUACACAAGCUAUAACUGAGGAAAAAGGAUCAGCAUUUGAAGUUCUAAACCAAUCUCAAAUGGCCCAAGUAAAUGGACACACAAUGUUAUCAUCAAGUGACUACAAGUUCUCUGAAGAUUUUGGCAAAUUUUCCUUGGAGAAGCCAGUUAAUGGUGAUGCUGAACUUCUGCUAACCAAUGGUUGCACAUCCUUACCUUUUAGUUUGAAUAGUCAGAUGAAUGAAUCUAGUCCAUCAAAUCAACAAAGGGAAGCAGAACAGGAUCAGAGAAGUGAAUACGAAACAGAUCCUUCUCCAACAGUGAUGGGAAUUCACUCCCUUGAAAAUCAGACAAUGUCUGUAGUAACUAAAAAGUGGGUUCGUGGAAGGCUCGUUGAAGUGGCUGAAGAGAAACAAUAAAAUGGGUAAAAAAGCUUAGCUCAGUUUUCAAACAUUAAUACAAAGCAAUGUCAUAUUGUUUGUUGCGUUAUAAAGAUCAUAAAUGCACGAAUAUUUUCUGCUUUAAUAGUGUGAUCAUUGCUUGCUCACCCAUUCACUCCUUGAAAUCAAGAGGUGAGUUGUAUCAGCCCUGCAACAGCCAACUACGUGUAGUAGACAGAUGGAGGAAGACUAAAAUAGAUAGCUAUCACUAAGGAAAGAGGGGUGGUUCACUGGAUACUUGUACUUGUUUUAGUCAUGUUACAUUAAACUGAGUUAAUCGUAUAAUUAUUGUUACAUUACAGCGUAUCAGUUGAUCUUCUGAGUAGUUUUGUAGCCACUGCACAGAUUUGAACCCAAGCAGUCAGCUUGGAGAAUCUAUUACUACUACACUUGAAUUAUGAAGAGUAGGGUAGUGUUGCUCAAGGGUCUACGAAUUUUUCUUUUACAUUUUUUUGUUCAAAUA
This is a messenger RNA of Glycine soja, 2178 nucleotides long. RefSeq lists its product as uncharacterized. The transcript is spliced from 7 exons. Gene Ontology annotation, molecular function: DNA binding. NCBI's taxonomy places the organism in Eukaryota, Viridiplantae, Streptophyta, Magnoliopsida, Fabales, Fabaceae. The coding region runs from base 123 to 1694 and encodes 523 amino acids. The record is from RefSeq and is a predicted model, not a curated record.